This is a messenger RNA of Peniophora sp. CBMAI 1063, 3900 nucleotides long. NCBI's taxonomy places the organism in Eukaryota, Fungi, Basidiomycota, Agaricomycetes, Russulales, Peniophoraceae. The record is from the annotation of a GenBank genome assembly.
AUGUCGCUCUCCACGCCGCCGAUGCCGCGCUCGCGGCGCCCAUCGCUUAAGAUCCCCGCGGACUCGCAUUCUCCAAGUCCCUCAUCCCGCGCUCUUCCUUACUUCGACUCGCGCGAACACGGAUACCAAGGACCAACACGCUCGGUCAGGCUAUCGCGUGCGUCUACGCCCGGCGGAGGAGUGAUUGCAAAGAGCGAGGACGGCGUGCGAUGCGUCGUCGCGGGCAAGUCCUCCCUCCGCAUCCUGCGUGUGUCGGAUACCCCUCAUUCUCUCACGCCCGACCAUAGGUCCGCCGUUGGGCGCGGUGGGCAUCGUAUCGACGCCUCGCGCAACUAUUGGGCGGCGGCGGGCUUCAAGGUCGAGAGCGUCACGACGGACGCUGUAUGGGGUCGCGGAAACUUUGACCACAAGGUGCUCACGAGCGCGCGCAAUGGCGACUUGCUCAUGUGGGAUCUCAACAAGCUCGGUGUCUCCAAGUACGAGAAGCGCGCCCGUGACCACUUCCGCUCAAUCAACCGUCUCGCCCUAUCGCCAGUCGUACCCUACUACUGCCUCACAGGCUCAUCCGACGGCGACCUCCGCAUCUGGGACAUUCGCACCUUCGACAAAUCACUCAUCCGGAUACACCAUGUUCAAGCCGUUCGCGCUGCCGCGUUCUCGCCAAGUACCACAAACCCUCUUCAAGCGAUCGUUGGACUCGACAAUGGCAGCAUCUACAGAUGGGACCUCAAGAUGGGCCACAAAGGCCAGCUGGACCGCAUAACAGUAGCCCACUCCGGCGCCGUCCUCUCCCUCGAUUGGUGCUCCAGCUCUUCCUCCUCCGACGGCCCAUCCCACCAAGGUCUCCAGCGCCAAGACACCCUCACAUCGACCGACCUCGGCGGCACAAACAACGCCAGCGGCACAGGCUGGAUCGCCAGCGCGGGCAUGGACAGGACGGUCAAAGUCUGGGAUCUGAACUCGGCUGGGCAUACGGCGCAUAUGUCUAGUACACCGAGUUAUACGCUGUCCGCGCCGUACCCCGUGCGGCAUGCAAGAUGGAGACCGGGAUACGAGUGCGAGCUUGCGCUCGUGUCUAAUGCCGGGUUCGGAGGGCUGGGCCAGGAAAGGGACAGUGGCGCUAGUGAGACGGGUGGGACGGUUACGCCCGAUGUUGGCGUUGGUGUUGGAGGAGGAGGAGGAGGGGCUAUCUCGAGCAGUCCUGAGAUCGAGAUUACGGCGGGGAGGGAGGAGCGGAGAGCGGCGGAGAGCGGGUUUGGGUCGGAUCCGGUUGAGAUUUGGGAUGUGAGGAGGGGGUGGUUGGCCAAGUGGGUUUUGCCGGGGUCGACGAUUGAGGGGGGCGUUACCGAUAUUGCAUUCCGCGACUCACACGCGCUUUGGGCUCAACAUACGUCCGGCGCGUUCUCGCAGUUGGACCUGCGCCAUGCGUAUAGGCCGAUCGACGGUGUACCGCGGUCAUCGGCUUCAUGGGAUGCCGCUGGGACUCUGACUUUCGUCGCGGACGAUUCGCCUUACUUUGAGCCUCCAUACGAUGACUUGGACCCCGCUACGGCCCAGAACCGGCUCGAACGCGGUCUGCGCACGAAGGCAUUGGGCGACGCCGUGUAUAAACCUGCUCAUCAGGGCUUGGGGUCUGUGGGGCUGGACUCGCACCCAGAGCGUAUAGCCGUCUUCGAGCGGUUAGCGAAGAGCUACAUCUUCGACGGGGCGGACAAGCACGCUAUCUGCGGACACAACGCCCGAGUCGCAUCCGAAGUUGGCGAACUCGACGCAGCCCAAAUAUGGGCCUUCGCCCAAUCGCAGUUCGACCCUCUACCACCCCCAGCAGACCCUGUACCGGACGAGCCACCGCUCUCAGCGCUCCCCACAUCCCUAACAUCGCCCACGCUCCCGCACUCGCACUCCGCGCCCGCGGCUAUCCCGACCGUAAACGACAUCUCCUCUCCAACGACGUACCCCUCGCGCCGCGCGACGACCUUGAACUCUUAUUCGGAAGUGCCGUCUACACCCGGCCCCUCGUCUUCAGCUUCGGUAUCGGCGCUGGCGAGCACGUCGAGCUCACCUCAACGCUCAUCCACACCGCUCUCGUCACUCGCGAUCUCCCCAUCGCCCUCGUCCAACUUCAGCUCCUUAUCGGCAGCUCCUUCGCGGGGACCAGGACAAGGACAGAUGCCGUUCCCGCUAACACGUCGACCAUCCGUCUUCGGGCCUAAUCGUCCAAGAGCACUGUCGAGCCUAAGUAGGCCGAGCGUUACACCGUCUGUUGCGAGUGGGAGUGGGGGUGGGAGUUUGAAACACGUCGGCGAAGGCGCGUUGGACGAUUCAGACUCCGAAGGAGAGGGGAGCGCCGAUAUCGAGGAUGAGCGGUCUGAGAGGGCCGGGAGCAGUGCUGCAGGCGAUGAACGUUCAGGCUCAGGAGGAGGCGGUGGUGGGAAGAGAAGGAUGAUCUCGCCUACAAGCCCGCUCUUCGGACGGAGCGCGUCGAUGGCUAGCCAGCCUAGCCCCUCUCCACUAUCCAGGAUCGCUGGGCAGAGUCAGAGUCAACAUCGGUGGGCCGGCGACGACGAGGAAGAUGAGGGCGAGGGCGAGGAGGGUGAAGAGGAGGGAGAGGAGGAAGGUGAUACACCGUCGCCUGCUAGUACGUCUGAGAGCGAUGAGGAUGACGCGAGUCCGGCGGGGUCUGUUCGUCUCGUUGCUGCAUCAUCAUCCGGUGUAGGCGCGGGAGCGGGAAGGGGUGGCGGAGGACGCGCGGGAAAGUCCCUCUCGCGCUCACGCGUCCGCGUCCGCUCUCGCUCUCGCAAAGCGCAUCGCACGAGCACCUCAAAGUCCCAAUCAAAAUCGAAGAGCAGAAACAGGAUGAGCAGCCUCGCGAUCCCUCUCACGCCGCUCGCGAGAGAGGGCGUCGGGUCCGCCAGCAGUCUGCAGACCAUCCUGGGCGGCGCGGAGUCGCCUGUGGGGAGCAUGCUGAGCGGUGUUCGGACCGCGCGGCCGGGCGCGAGUGUGAGGGAUACGGACGGCUCGGUGUCUGUGCGGUCGCAGAGAGUUGCGUCGGGCGGGACGGGGCAGGGGGUGGAACCGCUCAGCCCUGAGUCGCAUCAUAAUCGGACACUCGACGACGACGGCCUCACGAACGCACACGAAGAGAGUCCAGACGUAUCGGAAGAAGUCGAGCGAAGGAGAGAAAGGAUGAGGGAGCGAUGCUGGGACGUUCUGCGGGAGACGCUCGAGCGGCUGAUCGAGGGGGGCGAUGUACAGAUGGGGUGUAUGUUGGCGUUGGUGUGUGGGGCGGAGAUGGGGCUGGGGAGGCGGAGGGUUGUUAGGCUUGUUGAGGGGUAUCUCGAGGUGCUCGCGAGGUUGGGGCUGCAUACGACUGUGGCGUAUAUACGCCAGUAUGCGCCCGACGCUGAUGUGGAAGACGCGACGAAGGCUGGGACCACGGUAUACAUCUCCUGCGGCCGAUGCUCAAAAGCCAUCCCCCUCGAAUUCGGCACCACCUGCGCCGAAUGCCGCGCGCCGACGCUCAAGUGCUCCAUCUGCCGCUUACCAGUUAAGAGCCUAGGUUUCACAUGCGCAAUAUGCGCACACGGCGGCCACAGCGCCUGCUACCGCCACUACUACUCCCUCAAACCGCCCCAUCAACUCCCACGCGCUUCAUCCCCUCCACCACCCGAAGAGCCCGGUCAUAGAGGGCGCUCGCUGUCGAGGUUGAGCGGGACGACUGUGCCUGAUACGCCUGAUCUACGAGGGGAUGAGAGGGGUGGUAGUGGUGUUGGGUUGGGAUUGGGGUUGGGAUUGGGUGGAGGAGGGGGAGGGGAGAAGAGGGCGCUUGUGGGGCACGCGUGUGCGGCGGGGUGUGGGCAUUUUUGUUGGGUUUCGAAUGUUGUUGAGGUGUAUGCUUAG